AUGGAAAAUGUUGACCGUGGUACUAAAAAUAAGCACCGAAAUGAUUGGGCUUUGAAAAGUCACUGUGGAUCUGUGACUCAAAACAAAGAGAAAGAGAGAGAGAAAACGAUACACACACUUGCGGCAAUGAACUUCCAGAAGUUUAUGAAAAAGAUUCUUAGUGAGAUUGUAGUAUCCUUGCAAGCACAGAUGGAGUUUUUGAAUCUGAUACGUAAAAUGGAUAUGCACUCUUCUCCCCGGUUUGUUCCAAUGCUCCAAAUACUGGUUUUUUCAUGGAAUGUGAGCAUUUUAGAGGUGCUCCAAAUAAGAGGUGUUGGCAAAGGGUAG
Messenger RNA from Sphenostylis stenocarpa, 327 nucleotides. The record is from the annotation of a GenBank genome assembly. Lineage: Eukaryota; Viridiplantae; Streptophyta; Magnoliopsida; Fabales; Fabaceae.